AUGCGAUUUUGUCUGUUUCUCGUUACACUAAGACUGGUAGUCUAUGCACAGUUUAAUCUGAAUGUUACCGAUCGAAUAGUUGAUACGGAUUUCGAUUGUUUACAUUAUUAUGUUCCGAGUGAAGUUAUUGACAUGCAGCUUGAUGUUUCAAUCAAACAAGUUAUUAAAUAUUGCAUUCGUCCAACAAACGAUCAAUUCUCUAAUUUCGAAGAAAAUUAUUAUCAAAAUCCUAUAUUUGAACAACUUUGUCGCUCAAAUGUGACCAUUGAAGAUUUAUUAUCUUGGUCAGCUUCAGUUGACUCUGUUGAGCAAUACUCUAUUUAA
Adineta ricciae is the source of this 324-nucleotide messenger RNA. The record is from the annotation of a GenBank genome assembly. Lineage: Eukaryota; Metazoa; Rotifera; Eurotatoria; Adinetida; Adinetidae.